AUGGCCCUCAACGUCCCCGAAUUCGCCCAGACCCAACUCGCCCUGCUGGCCGCCGAGCUCGCCGCCGAGGUGGCCGAGUCGGCCGCGCUCGUGGCCCUGCACUCGCCCGCCGCGCUGCAGCGCGCCGGCGUCGCCCUGACGAACCUCGUCGUGGCCGCGCAGCGCACGGGCCUCGGCGGGCGCACCGUCCUCGAGCUGGCGCGCGAUCCCGCGCUUGGUGUCGCCGGGGGCGGGAAGGGCGGUGGUGGCGCUGGUGGUAGGGAACAAGGGAAGGAAAAUGAGUUGCCAGAGCAUGGCAUCCGCACGGGCGAUAUCGUGCUGCUCUCCGAACAGCCUUCGGGGCAGGCCAGGAAGAGGGAGGUCAGGGAGCUGGAGAGGAGGGGGGUUAAGGGGGUUGUUACGAGGGUGGGCAACGCGGUGGUGGCUGUUGCGGUAGAUGAGAAAGCGGAGGAUAGAGAAGGGGAUGGAAGCGGUGGGGUUGGCGCGCUGCUGAGCGGGGAGAAGAGGGUUUGGAUCGUGAAGGUGGCGGAUGAUGUUACCUUCCGGAGCAGGAUGAACGCCACGAUGGAGAGGCUGGCGAAAAUGGGGGAGGCCGAGUACAGCCCGUUCAUCAGGGUACUCUUUGGGCUGUCCUCGCCCUCACCGGUUCCGGCGGAUCUCUCCCGUGACCCUGAGGUUGGGGAGAUCGAGUGGGUGGACCCGACGCUGAAUGACAGCCAGAAGGAUGCCAUCCGGUUUGCGCUGGCGUCGAGGGAGAUUGCGCUUAUACAUGGCCCGCCAGGCACAGGCAAGACGCACACGCUCAUCGAACUCAUCCUGCAGCUCCUCAAGCGCAACCAGCGCAUCCUCGUCUGCGGCCCAUCCAACAUCUCGGUCGACAACAUCGUCGAGCGCCUCGCGCCGCACAAGGUGCCGCUGAUCCGCCUCGGCCACCCGGCCCGCCUGCUGCCCUCCGUGCUCAACCACUCCCUCGACGUGCUCACCCGCACCUCCGAAGCCGGCGCUAUCGUCAAGGACGUCCGCGCCGAGAUGGAUGCCAAGCAGGCGUCGAUCCGCAAGACGCGCAACGCCAAGGAGCGGAGGGCCAUCUACGCCGACCUGAAGGAGCUGCGCAAGGAGUACCGCGAGCGGGAGCGGCGGUGCGUGAGCGACCUGGUCGCCGGCAGCAAGGUGGUGCUGGCAACGCUGCAUGGGUCUGGGGGCUUCCAGCUGCGCGACGAGCAGUUCGACGUGGUCAUCAUCGACGAGGCCAGCCAGGCGCUCGAGGCGCAAUGCUGGGUGGCGUUGCUCGCCGCGAAGAAGGCGAUCUGCGCAGGCGACCACCUGCAGCUGCCGCCGACGAUCAAGUCGCUCAACUCGAAGAUGACCAAGCCGAGCAGUACAAAGGGAAAGGACGCUGCUGCUGCAGCAGACGAACCUACGAUAAAAGGGGCUACGCUGGAGACGACGCUGUUCGACCGCCUGCUGAAGCUACACGGCCCGUCCAUCAAGAGGAUGCUCACGACGCAGUACCGCAUGCACGAGAAGAUCAUGCGCUUCCCGUCCGACGAGCUGUACGAGGGCAAGCUGAUCGCCGCCGACGCCGUCAAGGCCCGGCUGCUGCGGGACCUGCCAUACGAGGUGGCGGACACCGACGACACGACCGAGCCGCUCGUCUUCAUCGACACACAAGGCGGCGACUUCCCCGAGAAGAACGAAGACGAGCAGCAGGAUGCUGCCGGCGGCGGCAAGAAGCUGACCAAGAGCAGCCUCUACGGCGACAGCAAGAGCAACGAGAUGGAGGCGGCGCUGGUGAGGCAGCACGUGAGGCGCCUGGUCGAUGCCGGCGUCAAGCCGGAGGACAUCGCGGUGGUGACCCCUUACAAUGCGCAGCUCGCGAUCCUAGCGCCGUUAAAGGAGAUGUUCCCGGGCAUUGAGCUCGGCAGUGUGGACGGCUUCCAGGGCCGGGAGAAGGAGGCGGUCAUUGUCAGCCUGGUCCGGAGCAAUGCGGACGGCGAAGUCGGCUUCCUAGGCGAGAAGCGGCGGCUGAAUGUGGCCAUGACAAGACCCAAGCGAUCGUUAACGGUCAUCGGAGACUCCGAGACGGUGAAAAAAGGGAGCAAGUUCUUGAAGGACUGGAUGAAUUUUCUCGAGGAGAAUGCCGACCUCCGGUAUCCGGACCUGAGUUCACUCUCUCAGGAGGCAUGA
Thermothielavioides terrestris NRRL 8126 is the source of this 2187-nucleotide messenger RNA. RefSeq lists its product as uncharacterized. Lineage: Eukaryota; Fungi; Ascomycota; Sordariomycetes; Sordariales; Chaetomiaceae. The transcript is spliced from 6 exons. The record is from RefSeq and is a predicted model, not a curated record. Gene Ontology annotation, molecular function: 5'-3' DNA helicase activity; RNA binding; ATP hydrolysis activity. Bases 1 to 2187 code for a protein of 728 amino acids.